GCAAAUACACGAGUGUGGUACCUUCGCCUGCCCAUCUGGCCCUUCAAUCUGCCCCGUCACAAGCUCCUGUUCCACCAUGAAGGCGAACAUAACUGCAGCCAUAGCAGGCUUCUUCGUGCUCAUAGCGGGAGCCAGCGCCACGACGCUGACCUACAAAAUGGACCCACAUGAGCGUGCAUGUUUUUAUACUGCGGCCAAAAGUGCCGGCGAGAAGAUUGCGUUCUAUUUUGCGGUUCAGUCUGGAGGUUCUUUUGAUAUCGAUUACGAAGUAGUGGGACCAAACAAUGUGCAAAUCUUGCAAGGCCAAAAAGAGCGUCAAGGCGACUUUGUAUUCUCUGCGUCCGGUCCCGGAGAGCAUUCUUUCUGCUUUUCGAACCGCAUGUCAACGUUCACAGAGAAAGUUAUUGACUUUGAUGUCACUGCCGAACACGAGAGCCACCUUACGUCUCCGGUCGGACACGAUCUAAGUGGGAAAGAGGACGCUAAGAAGCAAGUUCGCCCAUUGGAGGAGAGUAUUGAGAAUCUGAGCGACACACUCGGUGGUAUUCAAAAGCAGCAAAAGUACUUUCGAACGCGAGAAAACAGAAACUUCGAUACUGUGAAAAGUACCCAGAAUAGGCUGUUUUGGUUUGGGACUUUAGAAGUGCUUAUGGUGGUGGGCACGAGUCUUUUCCAGGUUUUUGUUAUUCAGACCCUCUUCAACAAAAGUGGAAAGACACGAGUAUGAAGGUGGCCGGACAGUGGUUUGAGGCUGCGGCUCCAGCCCGCUAUGUAUACACAUAGAAACUCAAAUGAAAUUUACAUUGGAUCUCAUGAAUAUGGCUAUGAGUGCAAAUUAAAAACCCAAUGCCUUCAUAUUCUAUGCUGCGAGCCAUCUCGCUGUUAAAUCUCUU
Messenger RNA from Spizellomyces punctatus DAOM BR117, 893 nucleotides. RefSeq lists its product as uncharacterized. Bases 77 to 727 code for a protein of 216 amino acids. The transcript is spliced from 2 exons. Gene Ontology annotation, cellular component: endoplasmic reticulum-Golgi intermediate compartment; COPII-coated ER to Golgi transport vesicle; endoplasmic reticulum. NCBI's taxonomy places the organism in Eukaryota, Fungi, Chytridiomycota, Chytridiomycetes, Spizellomycetales, Spizellomycetaceae. Gene Ontology annotation, biological process: intracellular protein transport; Golgi organization; protein retention in ER lumen. The record is from RefSeq and is a predicted model, not a curated record.